AGGCAAGCCACGCCAUGGGUGACAUCAGCCAAGAGGCCGUGGAGAAGUAUCUCGAGGACAACCCUCAGUUUGCCAAGGAGUACUUCGACAAGAAGCUGCGGGUGGCGGCGCCAGGAGAAACCUCUGAGCACAGCGGGGCCUUCCCGGGGCUGACAGCGGCGGAGGAGGCCGCCCUCUGCGCGGAGCUGCUGCUGCUGGUGCAGGAGGAGACGGGCAGCGCCGAGCUGACGGCGCACAGGGCCCUGCAACGGCUGGCGCAGCUGCUGGGGGCCGACCGCUGCAGCAUGUUCAUAUGCCGGGCCCGCAACGGCACCCCCGAGGUGGCCUCCAAGCUACUCGAUGUCACCGCGACCUCCAAGUUUGAGGACAACCUGGUGGUCCCUGACAGAGAAGCUGUGUUUCCAUUGGACAUCGGGAUAGUGGGUUGGGCGGCUCACACGAAGAAAGCCCUUAAUGUCCCAGAUGUGAAAAAGAACAGCCAUUUUUCUGACUUCAUGGACAAACAAACUGGGUAUGUCACCAGGAACCUGCUGGCAACCCCGAUCGUGAUGGGCAAGGAGGUUCUUGCUGUGAUUAUGGCAGUCAACAAAGUAAAUGCAUCUGAAUUUUCCAAGCAGGAUGAAGAGGUCUUUUCCAAAUACAUCAACUUUGUUUCUAUCAUCCUAAAGUUUCAUCAUACCAACUACUUGUACAGUAUUGAAUCCCGAAGAAGCCAGAUCCUUAUGUGGUCAGCCAAUAAGGUGUUUGAAGAGCUCACAGAUGUUGAGCGGCAGUUUCACAAAGCUCUCUACACUGUUAGAACGUACCUGAACUGUGAACGAUACUCCAUUGGACUGCUGGACAUGACCAAGGAGAAGGAGUUCUAUGAUGAAUGGCCAAUCAAGCUUGGAGAAGUUGAGCCUUAUAAAGGUCCAAAGACACCAGAUGGCAGAGAAAUCAUCUUUUAUAAAAUCAUUGAUUACAUUUUACAUGGAAAAGAAGAGAUCAAAGUGAUUCCGACACCUCCAGCAGACCACUGGACUCUCGUUAGCGGGUUGCCAACAUAUGUUGCUGAAAAUGGAUUUAUAUGUAACAUGCUGAAUGCCCCUGCAGACGAAUACUUCACUUUCCAGAAAGGACCUGUAGAUGAAACCGGUUGGGUCAUUAAAAACGUCUUGUCCCUGCCUAUCGUCAACAAGAAGGAAGACAUUGUGGGAGUGGCUACAUUUUACAACAGAAAGGAUGGAAAACCUUUUGAUGAGUAUGAUGAACACAUUACUGAGACGCUCACACAAUUUCUUGGAUGGUCUCUUUUAAAUACUGACACCUAUGAUAAAAUGAAUAAGCUAGAGAACAGAAAGGACAUAGCUCAGGAAAUGCUCAUGAGCCAGACCAAAGCUACUCCUGAUGAAAUCAAGUCUAUUUUGAAAUAUAAAGAGAAGCUAAAUGUAGAAGUAAUUGAAGACUGUGAAGAAAAACAACUUGUCACAAUUUUGAAAGAGGACUUGCCGGACCCGAAGGCCGUGGACCUGUAUGAAUUCCGCUUCAGCGACUUCCCCAUUACUGAGCACGGGCUGAUUAAGUGUGGGCUGCGGCUGUUUUUUGAAAUAAACGUGGUGGAGAAGUUCAAAGUACCCGUAGAGGUUCUGACCAGAUGGAUGUACACCGUGAAGAAAGGAUACCGUUCUGUCACUUACCACAACUGGCGGCACGGGUUCAAUGUGGGGCAGACCAUGUUUACUUUGCUGAUGACAGGAAGACUAAAGAAGUACUACACGGAUCUUGAAGCUUUCGCCAUGCUCGCUGCUGCUUUCUGCCACGACAUUGACCACAGGGGCACCAAUAAUUUGUAUCAGAUGAAAUCCACGUCUCCGUUGGCAAGGCUUCAUGGAUCUUCCAUUUUGGAGAGGCACCACCUGGAGUACAGUAAGACUCUACUGCAGGAUGAGAGUUUAAACAUCUUCCAGAACCUAAAUAAACGCCAGUUUGAAACAGUUAUUCAUUUGUUUGAAGUUGCAAUAAUAGCAACUGACCUGGCUUUAUACUUCAAGAAGAGAACCAUGUUUCAAAAAAUUGUUGAUGCUUGUGAAAAAAUGGAAACUGAAGAUGAGGCCAUCAAAUAUGUAACAAUUGAUCCAACCAAAAAGGAGAUCAUCAUGGCGAUGAUGAUGACUGCAUGUGACUUGUCAGCUAUAACCAAGCCCUGGGAGGUGCAAAGUCAGGUGGCACUUAUGGUUGCAAAUGAAUUUUGGGAACAAGGAGAUCUGGAGAGAACAGUGCUGCAGCAACAACCUAUUCCUAUGAUGGACAGAAACAAAAAAGAUGAACUACCUAAACUUCAAGUUGGAUUUAUUGAUUUUGUUUGUACUUUUGUAUAUAAGGAAUUCUCAAGGUUUCACAAAGAAAUCACACCUAUGAUGAGUGGUCUUGAGAAUAACAGAGUGGAGUGGAAAUCCCUAGCUGAUGAGUAUGACGCAAAGAUGAAGGUAAUUGAAGAGGAGUUGAAAAAGCAGGAAGAAGGAAACGCUAUCGAAAAAGCUGCAGAAGAUUCAGGAGGUGGUGGUGAUGACAAAAAGUCCAAAACAUGUCUAAUGCUCUAACAGUCCAACUGGUCUAAAUUUCAAAUAUUCUAUCUACUUUUGAAGACAGAAAACGUUCAAAGAACGUCUGCAAAUUUCAUUCAGCAAACCAUCAAGUAACAGAGUAAGAGGAUCUUCUGAAAAGCUACCCUUGUGACCAUCAAGAGAAAAUAUAUUGCUAGCCUGAAAACCCUGAGGGUCAAAUAAAGUUCAACAAAAGUGCAAAAUAAGAUGAAAAUAGGUGCAUUUUUGGUGCCAAUUUGUUUUAAAUUAAAAAUAUAAAAUCCUAAAACUAGUCACCACUUCUUUUUUUGCAAGUUCUCCUUAAUUGUA
Molecule: messenger RNA, 2891 nt
Organism: Equus quagga
Lineage: Eukaryota; Metazoa; Chordata; Mammalia; Perissodactyla; Equidae
Gene: PDE6C
Product: phosphodiesterase 6C
Exons: 22
Coding region: 15-2579 (854 amino acids)
Biological process (GO): signal transduction; visual perception
Molecular function (GO): protein binding; 3',5'-cyclic-nucleotide phosphodiesterase activity
Source: RefSeq, a predicted model, not a curated record